Molecule: messenger RNA, 1562 nt
Organism: Dimorphilus gyrociliatus
Lineage: Eukaryota; Metazoa; Annelida; Polychaeta; Dinophilidae
Source: the annotation of a GenBank genome assembly
AGAUGGCACUACUUACUACCUUUUGAGUGAUAUCAGUCACGUUGGAAAUACUAAAGGUUGAUAUUUGUUUGUUGGUUUUAUAUAAUUUUUGAAAAUUUGCUGUAAAUUGCUUUAGUUUAUUUGAACACUAAAAUAGUAAUGAAUAUGUUGUCCAUUUUUCAUAAAGUGUUAACUGAUAGACAAAAAUUACUCUAUUUUCGUAGGGAUUUCUGGCUUCGUAGAAAAGCAUGAGUACUGAGAAGCUUCAUGUUGGAGAUAGCUCCGAUUCGGAAGGAGACAAUGAGACGUAUGAGGAAGAGUUGAUUUCAAAACCUGAUGCUAAAAAAGUUUUUUCUUUAUCCCAUAAUGCCUGGAAAGAUGAUAAAUAUUUAAAACCGGUGAUAGAAGAUGAUGAACUUCUUCAAUGGGAUAUAGAAGAAGAUGAAAAUAGUUUAUUAACUGAUGAGCUAACACUAGAAGAAAAAUUAAAGUUAGCAGAACAGAGAGCAGAGAGAAGCGAGGAUGAGUUGAAAAAAGUUGUAGAAGAUUUACAUAGACUACAGGAAACAGCCAAAAAUUUGUUUAGUUCGACUGUGGAGACUGCUGAAUUACCAACUGUCAAAAGUCUUAAAGAUGAUGAAGAUUCCCCUUACAUAGAUUCCUAUUCACAUUUUGGAAUUCAUAGAGAAAUGUUACAAGAUACUGUCAGAACUUUAAGAUACAAAGAAGCUAUCUGCCUUAAUGAAGAAACUUUAGCUGAUAAGUUAAUCCUUGACGUAGGCAGUGGUACAGGUAUUCUCUCGAUGUUUUGCGCAAAGGCAGGAGCAAAGAAAGUAUAUGCCGUCGAAAUGUCAGAUAUUUAUUACGAAAGUUUAGAUAUUAUUCGAGAAAAUAAGCUUGAAGAUAAGAUUCAUCAAAUAAAAGGACGAUUAGAAAAUAUUCAGCUACCCGAAGAGAAAGUGGACGUAAUUGUUUCGGAAUGGAUGGGCUACUUUCUUUUCUUUGAAUCCAUGUUAGAUAGUGUUCUAUACGCCAGGGACAAGUAUUUGAAAAGUGACGGUAUUAUGCUGCCAAACAUUUGUACCUUGAAAAUUAUGGCUAUGACGGACGAGGAGCUCUACAAAAGACAUAUUACAUUUUGGGAUGAUGUUUAUGGAUUUCGAAUGUCGUGUCUACGAAAACAAGAGUUAGGAGAAGCUCUAGUAGAUUUUGUAAAGAAAACCUCAAUCGUAUCUGAUGAGAGUGAACUAAUUUCACUCAAUUUAAAUGAAUGUAGCAUAAAAGAUACAGAAUUCAAGUCACUGUUUAAGCUCACUUGUCAACAUUCAACAACAGUUCAUGCUUUGUGUGCUUAUUUUGAUGUAGAUUUUAAGAUGCCCAAACCUGUGAGACUUUCAACGUCUCCAUUUGAAAAAGGGACUCAUUGGAAGCACACUGUAUUCUUUCUUAAACAUCCUAUAGAAGUUAAAGAACAUGAGGAAAUAAGCGGAACAUUAGAAUGUUUAAAAGGCAAAAAGAAUCCCAGAUCGCUCACUGUAAAGAUUCAUUUAAAGGGAGUGGAUCAAAUAUACUCACUUUCAUAA